This is a messenger RNA of Populus nigra (black poplar), 2031 nucleotides long. Its product is annotated as cyclic dof factor 2-like. The coding region runs from base 143 to 1654 and encodes 503 amino acids. Gene Ontology annotation, molecular function: DNA binding; DNA-binding transcription factor activity. The transcript is spliced from 2 exons. Gene Ontology annotation, biological process: regulation of DNA-templated transcription. NCBI's taxonomy places the organism in Eukaryota, Viridiplantae, Streptophyta, Magnoliopsida, Malpighiales, Salicaceae. The record is from RefSeq and is a predicted model, not a curated record.
UGACACCAAAAACUUAACACUAGUGUCAGAUCUCUUUACACACUUUCUCUCUCUAAAAAUACCAAGUCUCUCUAGAAGCUUACAGUUUUUUUAGUUGAAAAAAAAAAAAAAAAAAAAAAGACGCAGAGAGCAGCAGGCAGAAAUGUUGGAGCCAAAAGACCCGGCUAUUAAGCUGUUUGGGAAGACUAUUCAAGUGACAGAGAUCUCUUCUACUACCACUACAGAUAAUGAUGAUAGUCAAGAUCAAGACCGUCCAUCUUGUGCAAGCUCUUCUCUUUAUGACACCGAUACUGAUAAUAAUAAGAGAGAUCAUGGAGAAGAAGAUAUAGAAGCUGAUGAUAAGGACUCGGUGGAAAAAAGCUUUACUGAGAAAGAGGAAGAUGGAGUUUCUCCCGUGGCUACUGAACAGCCUUCAAAUCCAGAUGCAACCUCAGGGACAAGUGAAAACCCUACAACACCUUCCAUUGAGAAAGAGAGUGAAGGAUUGAAAACUUCAAGGACAGAAGAAGAACAUAGUGAUACAAGUAAUUCGCAAGAAAAGACCCUGAAAAAACCUGAUAAGAUCCUUCCAUGCCCCCGCUGUAAUAGCAUGGACACCAAGUUCUGUUACUACAACAAUUACAACGUGAACCAACCCCGACACUUCUGCAAGAAUUGUCAGAGAUAUUGGACAGCUGGGGGAACCAUGAGGAAUGUGCCUGUGGGUGCUGGUCGUCGCAAAAACAAGAACUCAGCUUCUCAUUAUCGUCACAUAACCAUUCCUGAAGCUCUUCAGAAUGUUCGAGCUGAUGUUCCAAAUGGAGUCUACCAUCCUUCACUGAAAACUAACGGAACAGUGCUAACCUUUGGCUCUGACACACCUCUUCAUGAAUCAAUGGCUUCUGUAUUGAACCUUGCAGAUAAAACAACGCUGAAUUGCACAAGAAACGGGUCUCAUAAACCUGAUGCAGUGAGGAUUCCAGUUUCUUAUGCAAGUGGAGAAAACGGUGAUGACCAUUCUAAUGGAUCUUCAGUCACAGUGUCAAAUUCAAUUGAUGAGGCAGGCAAAAGCAUGUCGAAAGAAUCAGCUAUGCAGAAUUGUCAGGGCUUUCCCCCUGAGAUACCAUGUUUUCCUGGAGUUCCCUGGCCUUACCCUUGGAAUUCAGCUCAAUGGAGCUCCCCAUUACCCCCACCUGCCUUUUGCCCUCCCGGUUUUCCCAUGCCAUUCUAUCCUGCAGCAGCAUACUGGGGUUGCACUGUACCAGGUGCUUGGAAUAUCCCUUGGCUUCCUCAGCCAUCUUCUCCAAAACAAACCUCCUCGAGCUCUGGCCCAAACUCUCCAACCCUAGGGAAACAUUCAAGGGAUGAAAACAUGCUCAAAUCUAGCAACUCUGAAGAAGGGGAGUCGGCAAAAGAAAAUAACAGUGAAAGAUGCCUUUGGAUUCCAAAAACGCUCAGGAUUGUUGACCCAGGUGAAGCUGCAAAAAGCUCUAUAUGGACGACUCUGGGGAUUAAGAAUGAUAAGCCUGACUUGAUUGGUGGGCGAGGACUGUUUAAGGCGUUUGAAUCAAAGGUUGAAAAGAAUCAUGAAGCCGAAACCUCUCCAGUCUUACAAGCUAAUCCUGCAGCAUUGUCUAGAUCACUCAAAUUUCAGGAGAGCUCGUAUUUUGGGUAGCUUUUAACUUAGUAUUUGUUCCAAGUUGUGGAAACAGAUUCUGGUGUUUCAACUUUACAGCUUUAUAAACCGAAGGUUCACAGUUCAGUCACUGGCCUCGUUUGUCAAUAGUAUCUUGCAGUGAAUCUAUACGAGGAAAGAGCAUAGGAGAAGAGAACUAUCCUAGUUAGCAGAAGUAGCCACUGAAGUAUUUAUCUUUUUGUUGGAUGCAGUCCAAGACGAUGCUUUUUGUGUCCAGUUAGAUGGUUUGCCAAGUUAAUGUACAUAUUUAUAUAUGAAAUAGUGAGAGACUGAGAGCUUAGCACAGAAUUGAGUUUGUGCACCAUAAAUCCCAUUUGUACUAAAAUAAAUUUGGGAAUGGAAAUCCAACUUGUUCA